CUCUACUUUUUACCAAACUCAAAUUACACCAAAUUUAAUUACUCUGCAUAACCUCUUCCCUAUUCCCACCCCAUCCCUACGAUAUAUUCCACAUUCUUCAACUUCCUUUCAAUUCUCUCUCGCUGUUAAAAACAGUGACUCAUACGCCUCUUUCGCUCUCUCCUUGUGUUCACACUUCACAGUCUCCGUAUUUGUAUGCUUUGAUGUGGGUUAAAUGGAUACCUUGUUUCGCCUAGUCACUUUUCAACCUCAACCUGAUCCUCAUUCUCUCAACAACUCUUCUAGUAGAACUUCUAGCAGCUCCAGAUCCUCCAGACAAAACAAUAACAACAACAACCAUCAUCAUCAUCAUCACUACCAGCAGCAAGAAGACGAAGAAUGCUUCAACUUUUUCAUGGAUGAAGACGACUUGUCCUCGUCUUCUUCUAGGCAGUAUUAUCCUUAUCAACCUCAUAAUCCUUCCUCCUCCGCCACCCCUACCGCCACCGCUGUUUCUACUUUCACCACUACCACUCCCACCGCUUCUGAUUUCUCUUUCUCCCUCUCCCCCGCAGCGCCUGACCUCCAUGCCUUUGAAUUCUCCGGCCGCUGGGCUCACGAUCUCCUCCUCGAAACCGCCCGUGCCGUUGCCGACAAGAACAGCGCUCGUGUCCAGCAGUUAAUUUGGAUGCUCAACGAGCUCGCCAGUCCCUAUGGCGACAUCGAUCAGAAGCUCGCCGCUUACUUCCUUCAGGCCUUGUUCAGUCGUGUCACCGACUCCGGCGACCGCACCUACCGUACUUUGGCAUCCGCGUCGGACAAAACUUGCUCUUUUGAGUCCACCAGGAAGAUGGUCUUGAAGUUCCAGGAGGUCAGCCCUUGGACUACUUUCGGUCACGUCGCUUCCAAUGGCGCCAUAUUGGAGGCCUUAGAAGGUGAGCCCAAGUUGCACAUCGUCGAUAUUAGCGAUACGUAUUGCACCCAGUGGCCGACUCUUCUUGAAGCCUUGGCCACUCGCAGCGAUGACACCCCGCACCUCCGGUUAACCACGGUGGUUAGCCGCCGAGCCGGUGGCUCUGUCGCUGCUGUUCAGAAAGUCAUGAAGGAAAUAGGGACUAGAAUGGAGAAGUUCGCUCGGCUCAUGGGCGUCCCCUUUAAAUUCAACGUCAUUCAUCACGCGGGUGAUCUCUCGGACUUUAAUUUCUCGGAAUUGGAAAUCAAAGACGACGAGGCUCUCGCCAUUAAUUGUGUUAACGCGUUGCAUUCUAUCACAGCCUUUGGUAAUAAUCGUGACGUAUUGAUCUCCUCGUUUCGGAGAUUGCAACCUAGGAUAGUCACUGUCGUGGAAGAGGAAGCUGAUCUUGAUGUCGGAUUUCAUGGGUUUGAGUUUGUACGAGGUUUCCAAGAAUGCUUGAGGUGGUUUAGGGUUUACUUCGAGGCACUGGAGGAGAGCUUCCCCCACGCAAGCAACGAGCGUUUGAUGCUCGAGCGAGCUGCGGGACGAGCCAUCGUUGACUUGGUGGCUUGUGAGCCAGCGCAGUCGGUGGAACGGCGGGAGACGGCAGCAAGAUGGUCGCAGCGGCUGCAUGGAAGUGGGCUCAAUGUGGUGCCGUUUAGCGAUGAGGUUUCCGACGACGUGAGAGCGCUGUUGAGGAGGUACAAGGAGGGAUGGGCAAUAACACAUUGCUCCGACGCCGGAAUAUUCUUGGCCUGGAAGGAGCAGCCGGUGGUGUGGGCCAGUGCAUGGAGGCCUUGACGACGUAGAUGAUGGAGAUGCUGCGAGAGUGCUUCGCACGUGUUCUUGGUUUUUUUGGCACGUGCAUGGUUGCCGUGGUGGUGGUAACUCGGUUGAAGUGGGUGUUUCUUUUUAUUUUAUUUUCUCAUUUUUUUUAAUUUGAUUAGCAUGGCAAGACAAUACGAUUGGAGGUUGAUAUGGUUGGGAGGGGAGUUUGAAUUUUCAAUUAUUCUUGAUAACAUUUUGUGAUUUUAUUUUCAUAUUACGAAGAAAUAGGUUAUGACUUUGAAUAUAUAUAUUAUAUAUAUGUAUGUAUGAAGUAAUCAAUGGCAUAAUUGUCCGACUAUUUUAUUUUUGA
Prosopis cineraria is the source of this 2072-nucleotide messenger RNA. Its product is annotated as protein SHORT-ROOT-like. The record is from RefSeq and is a predicted model, not a curated record. Gene Ontology annotation, cellular component: nucleus. Bases 215 to 1735 code for a protein of 506 amino acids. Gene Ontology annotation, biological process: leaf development; radial pattern formation; regulation of DNA-templated transcription. Lineage: Eukaryota; Viridiplantae; Streptophyta; Magnoliopsida; Fabales; Fabaceae. Gene Ontology annotation, molecular function: DNA-binding transcription factor activity; sequence-specific DNA binding. The transcript has a single exon.